AUGGUACAGAGAGACGAAGAAAAGCCAGAAGACGUGCCACGUGUCGCAAUACGUGAAAAUUAUCCUGUCACAGACUUGGGUAGAGGCAUAGUGGGAUGGGAUGAUCAGAGCGAUCCUUUGAACCCAAGUCCCUUCGCAUCCUCAGUUUUUGCACCUGCUGCGGCAGAUGCUGAUCGAACAUUCGAUAACACCUCGUCUAUACUGGGGUCCCUUACAGUGACAUCCUAUUUAUUUGGCUACGGUUUUGGUCCGUUGUUCCUGUCGCCUUUGAGUGAAAUGUACGGACGGAGAAUAAUCCUCAACAUUUCAACGUCUUUCUUCGUCCUAUUCCAAAUUGGAUGUGCACUUGCACCGAAUCUCUCCGCGUUGAUCGUCUUUAGGCUUCUAACUGGAAUAGGAGGGUCUGCAUGCUUAACCAUUGGGGGUGGCGUUGUAUCCGACUUGUUUGAACCGGAACAACGUGGUAUGGCCAUGUCGAUCUUCGGCGCUGGGCCUCUAUUUGGGCCCGUCCUUGGACCUAUUUGCGGUGGAUUUAUAGCGCAAAGAGCUGGGUGGAGAUGGGUGUUCUGGGUUCUUGUAAUCGCAGGUGGCUCAUUUACACUUUUUGUUAUGAUAUUCAACCGCGAGACAAACCCAGUUAUUCUCGUACGACGCAAAACAGUGCUCCUGCGGAAGGAACUUGGCCGUUCUGAUCUUCGCAGCUGCUACGAGAAAGCAGGAGAGGGCGAUGCUGAGAAAGGGAAAGCCAAAGCAACUCAUUUCCUACGCAGCCUGAGCACCCCAUUUCAACUUUUGUUUCGCUCUCCCAUAGUGUCAAUUAUCGCUAUGUAUAUUGCCACGGUGUAUGGCUGCCUUUACCUUCUUUUGACGACCAUAACAACCGCCUUCAAAGAUACCUAUAACUGGAGUAUAGAGAGCAGUGGGCUGGCCUACCUUGGUCUCGGUAUAGGGUUCAUAUUCGGACAGCUUGUUUUCGGCAUGCUGAGCGAUAGAGUCGUCAUUCGACUCAAAGCUCAGAACGGAGAUGUCUUCGAGCCCGAAAUGCGCCUACCACUCUGCAUAUUUUUCGCCCUGUUUGUCCCAGUCUCAUUUUUCUGGUAUGGCUGGUCAUUACAGGCCAAAGCACACUGGAUUGUGCCCAUAAUCGGUCUCUUCCCUUUUGCCUUCGGCCUGGUUGGCAUAUUCGGAACAUUGCAGACGUACAUCAUUGACUCGUAUCCGCGAUAUGCUGCUUCAGGCAUAGCAGCGAUAACCGUCUCUCGGUCCCUUGUUGGCGCACUUUUGCCCCUUGCUGGACCUACCAUGUACCGGGCACUUGGGUAUGGCUGGGGGAAUUCAUUGCUUGGAUUUAUAACGCUGGCAAUGCUUCUCAUGCCGAUUAUUUUCAAUCGUGUCGGGGCCUCGCUGAGGAAAAGUGUGACGCUGGACUUGAAAUGA
Molecule: messenger RNA, 1437 nt
Organism: Penicillium daleae
Lineage: Eukaryota; Fungi; Ascomycota; Eurotiomycetes; Eurotiales; Aspergillaceae
Product: MFS transporter
Exons: 5
Coding region: 1-1437 (478 amino acids)
Biological process (GO): transmembrane transport
Cellular component (GO): membrane
Molecular function (GO): transmembrane transporter activity
Source: RefSeq, a predicted model, not a curated record